This is a messenger RNA of Phyllopteryx taeniolatus (common seadragon), 3344 nucleotides long. RefSeq names its product MAPK activated protein kinase 3 (gene mapkapk3). The coding region runs from base 336 to 1613 and encodes 425 amino acids. The transcript is spliced from 10 exons. Gene Ontology annotation, biological process: toll-like receptor signaling pathway; peptidyl-serine phosphorylation; intracellular signal transduction. Lineage: Eukaryota; Metazoa; Chordata; Actinopteri; Syngnathiformes; Syngnathidae. Gene Ontology annotation, cellular component: nucleus; cytoplasm. The record is from RefSeq and is a predicted model, not a curated record. Gene Ontology annotation, molecular function: calmodulin binding; calcium-dependent protein serine/threonine kinase activity; calcium/calmodulin-dependent protein kinase activity.
CACACACUAUGUGACAUUGGACCAUGUGAGCUCAAAGCUGAAUCCUUGACAAGCUUCUCUCUUUGGACUCACUGACUUCAUGUCAGCACACCUGCUGGAAUGUUUCGAUUCCUUUUGGAAGAAAACGAAUAAAUAAGUAAUGAGGGGUUUUACUACUUUUGAUUGAAAACAUAAUAAUGAUAAAGAUUUUACAGGGAAUGAGUAGAUAACGAAGACAUUUUUGGAGCAGUGUCCAGGACAACCGGCAGGCGCGUCAACUUGACGCAAUUACCGGAUAGCGGUCGAGUCGUUGCGUCGUUUGGUGAAUCGCUGGACGAGACCGAACAUGCUGCAGGAUGGUAACGGGAAAGAAAAGCCGCCGCGUGCGCCGGUCGCCGAAGCCGAGCACGACUCACAGUCCGGUGACGGCCAACUCCAGCCGCCGCCGCCGGCUCCCCCAGCUGCCGCUGCCGCCGAGGGGGCCACGCUAUUCCCUUUGCCCGGAAACACCAGACUGGACAUCAAAAGACACGCAGUCACCGACGACUAUAAAAUAUCCAGUCAUGUUCUGGGUUUGGGAAUCAAUGGCAAAGUUCUGGAGUGCUUCAACAAGAAGACUGGACAGAAGUGCGCUCUCAAGAUCCUAUAUGACAGCCCCAAAGCGAGGCGGGAGGUGGAGCUUCAUUGGAGGGUGUCGGGCGGGCCGCAUAUUGUUCGAAUCCUCAGCCUUUAUGAGAACAUGUAUCAUGGGAAGAAGUGCCUGCUCAUCAUCAUGGAGUGUAUGGAAGGAGGUGAGCUGUUCAGCCGCAUCCAAGCCAGAGGAGACCAGGCUUUCACAGAGAAAGUGUUUCAUUGGAUUGGCUUCUGGUUUGAGAUUGUUUCUUUUAACCUCUUUCAUCCCAGAGGCGUCUGAAAUUAUGAGAGACAUCAGCAGGGCCAUUGAGUUCCUGCAUAGUAUUAACAUCGCUCACAGAGAUAUCAAGCCUGAGAAUCUACUGUACACCUCAAAGCACAGAAAUGGAGUCCUCAAACUAACGGACUUCGGCUUCGCGAAGGAGACCACACAACACAACCCUCUCCAGACUCCCUGCUACACACCAUACUAUGUGGCACCGGAGGUUUUGGGGCCGGAGAAAUAUGACAAGUCAUGUGACAUGUGGUCUCUGGGAGUCAUCAUGUACAUCCUGUUGUGCGGCUUCCCUCCGUUUUAUUCCAACACGGGUCAAGCCAUUUCACCAGGGAUGAAGAGGCGAAUCAGGAUGGGUCAAUAUGAAUUUCCCAACCCAGAGUGGGCUGAUGUGUCACAUGAAGGCAAAGGUUUGAUUCACCAGCUGCUGAAGACAGACCCCAAUGAGAGAAUGAGCAUCAGUCAGUUUAUGAAACACCCUUGGAUCAGCCAAUCCAUGGUGGUCCCUUCCACUCCGCUCCACACCACCCGAGUGCUGACUGAGGACAGAGAGAUGUGGGAAGAAGUGAAGGAGGAGAUGACCAGCGCUUUGGCGACCAUGCGUGUAGACUACGACCAGGUGAAAAUCAAGGACCUGGACACAUCCAGUAAUCCCCUUCUCAACAAGAGACGCAAGAAAGCUGCUGCAGGGGCCAAGGGUGGCUCUACAGUCUGCCAAAGUCAGUGAGGAUGGAGGCUCACUCGCACAAUUUAAUGAAGGGCAAAGACUUCCUUAGCACUAUUUUUAAUUGAUACGUGAAAAGAUUUGGACAAAGAGACAACACAAAGUUAUCAAAACAACAGCACAUAAAUAGGCCUGACUGUACCUUAUUCUCCCAAUGUGUUUGGGAAAGGUUUUUAGAACAUUUUUAGAUCCUUUGUUUGAGUGACAGUGUGCAACUAUGACUGCUGUAUGUUUCACAUAUCUGAGGUCUGAUUUUCGAUCAUCCACCAAACAGUGACUAUCGCACACAUACAGGGGAAUCUCCAAAGUUUAAUGUCCCAGAAAGUUGUACAUUUUAGGGUUCUACCAACAUUUUUUGGAAAAGUUCAACUAAAGUCCCCUUGAUAUCAAAAGGAAUAACUCCACAAUUGUAAUUGUGUUAUACUUUUUCUUUUUCUUUUUUUUGUGAUCAUCAAUACUAUACCAAACGCAAUAUGGUCCCAGUGAUGAGGAAAAGUGUAAGCUGAAGCAGAAACGGAACUUACUGUGCUCAGUACCUAUCUAUCCAUUUUCUACACUGCUUAUCCUUGUCAGGGUAAGCUGCAGCCUAUCCAAGCUGACGUUGGGCCUCGAUUGAACUCCAACAGUUUGGUGAGUCAGUCUCAGGGGUGUUGCUGAGGUCAAGACGUGUCCGCGAGUGUGUGUAUGUGCGUGCGUGCGUGCGUAAAGGCUUUUUCACACUGCUCAUAGCAGGGCUCAAGGCGGCAUUGACAAACCCAUUCAUUGUGUAUGUGCUGCGGGGACGCGACGAUGGAACGCUGUGACGUUUCGACGCUCAAGUCCAGGGCUGUCUCCCCGCCACGCCUCGAGUUAAAUUUUUUUAUUUAUUUUUAUUUUUUUUUUUAACCUCGGGAACGAUGUCACUGUUAUGUGAGAAGACGCAUCCAGUAGGAUAGGGAUGGCGGGGUGAUUUCAGAGUUCUCAGCAUAAGACCCACAGAUAUGAAUUUCAAGUCUAGAAACACCAGCAUGCUGUAGCAUGCUGUCUACGUGGCGGCCAUGUUGGUGACUUUUUAAACGAUUUUCAUGGAGUUUACUUUUUUGGCAACGUCAACGCAUGUGCUAUUAUCACAGAUUUUUUUUUUUAAAAGCCCCAAAAUAUUCUUACCUAUGAACGGUUAUGUAGUUCCCUUGUACGGCAUUGUGUGCAGCACAAUGUGCAGACAUCCGUUAUUUUGGUUUUUGUGCCAUCCACAAACAUGGAAUCCGCCGACACUUUUCCCCCACUGGUUUAGCGUCACCUGACGACACGCAGACACGGGCCGAGUCAUAUCGACUAUUGUUCAUAUCUACGAAUAGACCAACCAGCGGCUAAAGCAUCCAACUUCCUAGUAGGCUGCUGGUAGGAAAUGGGCGGUUGGAGGGCGCUGGAUUUAUAAAUGUUCUUUUUUUAUAUUAAAUAUGUUUCAACCAAGUACUGUAUGGUUAUACACUUUUCUAGCAUGUUUAAACAUGAUAUGCGGUUAAAAAAAAAAAUCUGUCAAAUUUUAGGGGUGAGAUUUGAGUUAAUGGGCUAGAAAUGCCUCUGAGCAAAUAUCACAUUUGCAGUGAAUUUUCAUUGAGUUAUGUUUUUGUUUUUUGUGUGAAAUUCAUGUUUUGUUGGUUUGUUCUUUGAGCACACUGAUUUUGUAUGUAACUGAUGCGUGUUUCAUUUUGUGCACUAAUAAAAUCUACCUGGUUUGAAUUUAAAACAAAA